AGUACUUAAAACAAGUAAAUGAACCCUCAGUAUAAAUGAUAAAGAAACGAAGAAAUCAAUGAAGUUAAGGUAAAUGUCCAAGGAAAAUGUUAGCCGGUUGUAUAAAACUUCCAGACUGACAAUGAGUUUGACGUGUAAAGUCCGAGGAACGGUGAGAGUGGCUCGGUCGUAGGUGGUGACGCAAGAGGUAAACGAGUAAGAGGGCCCCUACUUAACUCGAAAAGUUAACUCUUGCGAAUCGACGUGCUACAAUAAUAUAAUAAUAAUAUAAUGUAUACGAGCAAUCUCGUAAGUCGUAAGUCGUAUGGGAGAGACUAGUGGAAACCAGGAGUUGAGUGAGUCGCUCCGGCGAUCAACAGCCCAGUCCAGUCGCGUCUUUCAUGCCCGCGGUUUCUUCAUAUCGUACUUCAUCAUUACGUAGUUUUAAUAAUUAUUCCGAAGAAGAAAAUUAAAAUAUACCUGAAGUAAUAGCAGUCAUUUAAGACGAUUGCUAUUUUUUUUUAUUUUGUCAUUUUUAUUUAUAUUUAUAUUGAGAUAUUUAUUACGACGGCCUUAAGAGUGUCCUUUGGCCUUCUCGGAUUUUAUUUAGUUACCGUGAGAUGAAAGCCGCCUGACUGGACUCAAUUCAGAUUUUAAUUCUACUCACGAAGACGGCCCUUGACCCUGCCUCUUCAUAUUUGAGGUUGUCUAUAGAAAAAGGCUUUUCAAUGAUGAAACUACUGGCAGGUGUAGAGCAGGUCAAUGACGAAGAAACUAAAGAGUUAAAUAACUCAAAAACGCUUAUUACUAAUAACAACAAUAUCAAUAACAAUAAUAAUAAAUCAAGCUCUGAUAAAGAAGUUACUAAACCAUGUUUGAGAAAAUUGAAGACAACUGCACACGUCAGACCAAAGGAACCAGCUGAUUCACCAAUAAAAGGUGAAAUUACUCCAGAAGAAGAAGAAAAAUUGCGACGGCUGCUACCGAUCGAGGAAGCACCUGAAUAUCUUACACACAACCCAUUCAUUUUACACGGGUAUCGUGGGUACUUGACAACUAAAUUAUGUAUAGAAAGUAUAUUCUGGUGGACAAAUGAAACCAUAAAUAUAUGGAGUCAUAUAUUUGGUUGGAUGCUCUUUUUAGGUCUAACAGCGUACGACCUUUGUUUGCUCAAUAUACACGCUCCUUUUGGAGACAAAAUAAUUGUUGCGCUUCUACUGGUGUGCUUUCAGGCCUGUAUGAUUUUAUCAUCGAUUUAUCACACAUUUUCAUGCAGGAGCGAAAGAGACUAUUGGUGUUUUUUGUGCUACGAUUUAUUCGGAAUAGCGCUUAGUUUACUUGCUAUUUAUAUGUCUGGAGUUUACUACGCUUUUUGGUGUCACAAAGAACUGCAACAAUUUUACCUGAUAACUGUAUUGCUCAUAUUCGUAAUCGCGAUGGUACUGCAGAUACCGAGUCUUGAAGUAAAUGGUAACGUUAAAUUGCUGGUAUUCGUUGGCUGGGCGGUAUACGGUGUGUUACCAACACUUCACUGGGGUAUCGCUAUGGGCGGCAUGGAGAACCCAAUUGUUAACAUGCUGAUACCAAGAGUAUUAGGAAUGUAUGUUAUUAGUGGGUGCGCAUUUGCCAUUUAUAUGAGCAAAAUUCCCGAGAGGUUUUUCCCAGGUUCAGUAGACUACAUCGGAUCCUCUCAUCAAUGGUGGCACGCUCUUGUUGUACUUGCUUUAUAUUACUGGCACAACACCGGUAUGCUCUACGUCGAGUACCGUAUGAAUCAUGGAUGCCCCACUAAUAUGAAGUUGUGAUAGUUUUAAAUAAAUUUUAAUAAUCUUUAUAAUUAUUAUUUACCUAUAGUAUCAAUUGUUUAUAAUUAUAUAAAUUUAUUAUCACCGCUAAUUAAUAAAUAAGUUAUUUUUAUUAAGUUUUAA
Molecule: messenger RNA, 1907 nt
Organism: Cotesia glomerata
Lineage: Eukaryota; Metazoa; Arthropoda; Insecta; Hymenoptera; Braconidae
Product: progestin and adipoQ receptor family member 3
Exons: 7
Coding region: 708-1784 (358 amino acids)
Cellular component (GO): membrane
Molecular function (GO): signaling receptor activity
Source: RefSeq, a predicted model, not a curated record